CCCUGAGAUUCCCUUCGUUUCAUAAUCACAGGUCGUUAGUCGAUUGCUCACAGAUCGUCAAUCUAGGCAACACCGGCAGCAGCCAAGGAUCAGAGUACCGAGCUCGUCCGUGGAAAGGCGGAAGGUUCCGCAGUGACACCAAACAUGGUCGCUCUUCCAGUGCGAUUGCUAUAUAAGAGCUCGCUUUUUCCAUAAAGCGUUGGAGCGUUUUCGGCGUCAGAUUGUUGAUUGCGAAGGAUGAAUUGUGAGGCUCAUCAUGAAUGCUCAUUCGGUCUGGACGCUGUCAUGAAUGUUGACGGCUCAGUUAACGAUUCCAUUGACGAAUCAGUUGACGAUUCAGUUGACGAUUCAGUUGACGAGUCCAUCCAUGUUUUUCGUCUCUUCCACUCGCACUCUCGAUGGCAGAGCUUGAGUUUCAGUCACCAGAUCAAGCAACGGCGCACACCUGGAAGCAUGACACUCGAUUGUGAAGGGCUUAUCGCUGAUUCGAGCUAAACUGCAAAGGAAGUCGCUACUAGUCUGACUGACAGUCGAUUUUAGUCUCACUGACAGUCGAUUUUAGUCUCACUGACAGUCGAUUUUAGUCUCACUGACAGUCGAUUUUAGUCUCACUGACAGUCGAUUUUAGUCUCACUGACAGUCGAUUUUAGUCUCACUGACAGUCGAUUUUAGUCUGACUGACAGUCACCUUUCAUUCUGACUGAUAGUCGCCGUCAAUCUGACUGACAGUCGCCUUUUGUCUGACUGACAGUCGCGUUUCGUCUGACUGACAAUCGCCGUCAACCUGACCGACAGUUCCCGUCAGCCUGACGGCCAGUCGCCUUCGCCAUGUUCAACUCGCAGCGGGACGCCCGGCCGCAACAAGCAGCGCCAGCAGCCUCCGUCAACCCAUUCCUCUCAAACCCCUCCCCAUCCUCCUCCUCCCCCUCCCCUGCAACCCCCUUCCGCACUCCACCGCCCGCUUUCGCUUCCCCCACCUUCUCCUCCCCCACUUGCGCUCCCGCCGCAUUCGCUUCCCCCACUUCCGCUUCCCCUGGAUUCGUUCCCCCCGCAUUCGCUUCCCCAACGACCGCCCCUCUAGCUACAUCCCCAGGCGAUCCCUCAUCGGAUCCGAGCUACGCCACUCCCCAGGCCACCAUCCGAGCGGCGUCCAGAUUCGGCCCUCCACUCCACUCGCUCUCCUCCACUCCCUCCCGACCCAGAUCCAGCCCGCGAAGCCCUAGCCAGAGUGGUAACCCUAUUUCGUCUCAGCCGGUCGUUCCUCCGUCCCCGGCAGCCCAGUCCAGCACCCCUCCUGCCUUCGCAGCACCAUCCGCGUCUCCCGCCCCUUGGUCCGCCUCCUCCGCCUCCUCCGCGUCCUCUCCAUCACCGAAAGGCCGGUCUUGGCAUGGCUUCUCGCCCUCUCCUGUCGCCGCCCGCAGCACCGCCAACUCUAAAUCGCCCGUAAACGUAGUGGAUGCUGCUACCACGCCGGAUAAGGCUGCUUCGGUUUCAGCUCCUAGCAGCAGCCGACGGGCCGAAGCUGAGGAAGAGGUCCAGGAGAGGUGCGGUAAUGGUGGUGCCAGCAGUCAUGCGGGUGCUGGUCAACGAGUAGGAGCGGCGGGGAAGGCACAAGAGGGGACAAAAUCCGAGCCGGCAGGUUUGAGGACAGGCUCGGCAGGAGUGAAUGGGGUGACAGCAGCAGGUUCGGGGGGUUCCGGUCCGUCAGCUGCUGCGUCUGGCUCGGCUGAACUAGGCUCGGCGAGAGUAGCAGGGGGUGCGACUCCUCAGAAAGCGGGGAAGAUUCGAAUGGACGGUUUAGAUCUACAAAAUGGAGGUGGAUUGUCAGGAGACCGCUCCCAACCGUCCGAUUCACAAUCUGCCUGUGAGCCGUCACAGAGAGAAGAGAAUGAGAGAGUGACAGCAGGAAGAGACUCUUCCCUUGCAGCCCCUCCUGCUUCCCCCUCCUCUUCCCCCACGCCACCACCGUCCGCCGCUCCUGCCUCUGUCCUUUCCACCUCUCCCUCUGCUGCUCCCAGCCAUCUACCUUCUGCUGUGGCGGCCUCCCCCUUCCCCGCCAUCCCCUCUCCCUCCAUCACCCCGACUUCUCCCUCCAUGACUCACUCGCACCACAGUCAUGUGAAGCGCAGCGCUAGCGAUAACAACUGUAGGGUGCAGUCCCCACCCUCCUCUGCCAAACCUGCUCUCCUGCCUUCCAGCCGAACCUUCUCUGCAGGCUCGGAACUAGGCAAGGGCGCAGCUGCGGCGGCUGCGGCUGCUGUGGCGCAGUUUUCCGCGCGCAGGCAGCACAUGGGCGUUGGGGGAGGGGGAGGGGGAGGGGGAGGCGGAAGUGAGGCUGGAGCUGCGGGGGGGAAGGGGGGCGCGGGGGGGAACAUAGGUAUGGCAGCGGCAGCAGGUGCAGCAGUGGUACCAGGAGGAAGAGAAGGAGCGGAGGGCGUAGGCAGCAGCAGUGCAGUGGGUGAUAGUAGAGGGGAUAGCGAGAGUAAGCCAGCACAGAGGAAUGGUCACUCCCCCUCCUUCUCUUCUUGGGCCUCCCCCGCCCCAUCUUCCCCUUGGGUCCCCUCCCCCUCCCCCUCCCCUUCCCUCCGCACUCCCCACACACCCUGGAAUGCCGCCUCCCCUGCUGCCCCCUCCCCCUCCCCUGCCCGCCAAUUCCCCCCCACCCCCUCGCCCUGGUCCCCCUUCCCCCCCGCUUCCUCCAAGGCCAGGGGGAAGUGGGGGGCAGUGGCGCGGGGGGUGUGGUGGGGGACGGCGGUGCUGGGGGCAUUGCAGCAGCGGUCAGCUGGGGGGCUCAGGCGGCUGGCGCUGCUGAUUGCGCUUAACUCCGCGUACUCCACGGCAGAACUCAUCGUUGGCCUGCUGAUUGGGCGAAUAGAGCUGGUCUCCGACUCCUUCCACCUCUCCUUCGGCUGCUGCAUUCUGCUGCUCUCCCUCGCUGCCAUGCUCCUGGGGAAGCGGCCCGCAGAUGCCACCUUCACCUACGGCUAUGAGAGACUGGAAGUGCUGGCAGCCUUCACCAACGGACUCUUCCUGCUCUUCCUCUCCUUCUCCCUAGCGGUGGAGUGCCUGCAUGCUUAUAUCGAGGACGAGGCAGAGCACAAGCACUACCUGGUCAUGUCUGCCGUGGUCCACCUGCUCAUCAACCUCCUCGGAGUGUUCUUCUUCAAGAGCUUCGCCCGCCGCACCAUAACAUACCAGCGGCCAAGGGACAUGAACCAUCAUGCCAUUCUGCUGCACCUGCUCUGCGACUCCAUCCGAAGCGGCGGAGUGGUCCUCGCCUCGUGGUUCAUCGCCAUGGGCGUCUACAGCGCUGAGGCCAUCUGCCUCGGCCUGGUCUCCCUCGCAGUGCUCGUGCUCGCGCUCCCAUUGGUGCACUCGUCCGGCAACCUCCUGCUGCAGAUGGCGCCUGCAGGGAUCUCAGAGCCUGCCCUGCACAAGUGCAUCCGCCACGUUGCAGCAUACGAGGGGGUAGAAGAGUGCUUUGAGCACCGGUUCUGGGCUGUGGUCCCUGGGCAUGUGGUGGGCACACUCACCGUCCGGGUUAGACAAGGCGUGGAUGAGCAGAAGGUUCUAGAGCAUGUGCAUUCCAUUUUCAAUGACAUCGGUGUCAGAGACCUUACUGUCCAGAUUGAAUCGACCUCGUGAUGUAAAAACGGAAAUUGUACCCUUGCUUGCAAACGCCACCGUUAUCCACAUCAACUAUGUCAGCAUUCCGUGUGGCAAGAUUCAC
This is a messenger RNA of Closterium sp. NIES-67, 3730 nucleotides long. The record is from the annotation of a GenBank genome assembly. Lineage: Eukaryota; Viridiplantae; Streptophyta; Zygnematophyceae; Desmidiales; Closteriaceae.